Molecule: messenger RNA, 1305 nt
Organism: Eruca vesicaria subsp. sativa (arugula)
Lineage: Eukaryota; Viridiplantae; Streptophyta; Magnoliopsida; Brassicales; Brassicaceae
Source: the annotation of a GenBank genome assembly
AUGGUAGAUGAGGAAAUGGGAUCCAAAGCCAAAGGUCUUGUGAGACCAUUAACCACAAAACAUGUACAAGCUCUGAGUUCUCACAUACAUCUCUUCUGCCUCCUCUGUGCUCUCUUUAUUACACUCUCAGAAGCUGUCUGUAACCCACAAGACCAAGAAUCUCUCCUGUGGUUUUCCAGCAAUGUUUCUUCUUCAGUUUCUCCUUUGAACUGGAACCUCUCCAUUGAUUGUUGCUCCUGGGAGGGAAUAACAUGCGAUGAUACACCAGAGAGUCACGUCACUACAAUCUCCUUACCCCUUAGAGGACUCUCAGGAAACCUAAGUGCGUCUGUUCAAAACCUUCACCGUCUCUCUCAUCUUGAUCUUUCUCAUAACCUCCUCUCAGGUCCUAUCCCACCAGGUUUUUUCUCGGCCCUUGAUCAGCUCAUGGUUCUUAAUCUUAGUUACAAUAGCUUCAUUGUUCUUUUGGGAGCUUUCAACUUAAUCAGUUUCAAUGUUAGCAAUAACAGCUUCACUGGUCCAAACCCUUCCUUCAUGUGCAUGAGUUCCCCUCAGCUCAGCAAAUUGGACUUCUCUUAUAAUGAUUUUUCUGGCCAUAUUUCCCAAGGAGUAGGUACAUGUUUGAAACUUAGUGUCCUAAGAGCAGGCUUCAAUAACAUCUCAGGUGAAAUACCUGUUGAAAUCUACAAUCUCUCCGAGCUAGAGCAACUCGUUUUACCAGCUAAUCAGUUAACUGGAAAGAUUGAUAACAACAUCACCAGGCUCAAGAAACUAACAUUGCUUGAGCUUUACUUCAACCACUUAGAAGGAGAAAUACCAAAGGACAUAGGCCAUCUCUCCAGAUUACAAAGCCUCCAACUACAUAUUAAUAACUUCACUGGUACAGUUCCACUCUCUCUUACAAAGUGUACUAAUCUCAUCAAGUUGAACUUGAGGAUCAACCGACUGAGAGGGAACUUAACAGAGCUAGAGUUUAAUCUGUUGCAGAGUCUUAAGAUUCUUGAUCUUGGGAACAAUAGCUUCACUAGUGAUAUCCCUAAUAAGGUUUUCUCCUGUAAGUCUCUCACGGCUAUAAGGUUUGCAGGCAAUAAGUUAACAGGGCAGAUAUCUCCCCAAGUAAAGGAACUUGUGUCCCUAACUUUCCUGUCUUUUUCAGACAACAGAUUAACAAACAUUACAGGAGCUCUCAGCAUUCUGCAGGGAUGCAGGAAACUGUCCACUCUAGUCUUAGCUAAGAACUUUUACGAUGAAACGCUUCCAAGCAACGUAGACUUUGUUUCCUCAGAUGGAUUCCCUAAACUCUAA